Haemorhous mexicanus (house finch) is the source of this 3397-nucleotide messenger RNA. RefSeq names its product potassium inwardly rectifying channel subfamily J member 2 (gene KCNJ2). The transcript has 2 exons. Gene Ontology annotation, biological process: regulation of monoatomic ion transmembrane transport; potassium ion import across plasma membrane. The coding region runs from base 360 to 1643 and encodes 427 amino acids. Gene Ontology annotation, molecular function: inward rectifier potassium channel activity. The record is from RefSeq and is a predicted model, not a curated record. NCBI's taxonomy places the organism in Eukaryota, Metazoa, Chordata, Aves, Passeriformes, Fringillidae. Gene Ontology annotation, cellular component: plasma membrane.
CCGUAUUAAACGUGCCAUGGCCGCCCGCAAAAAGGGGCCGCGGGCGGGCGGGAGCGCAGUGCGAGCGGAGCGGGCACCGGGCACGGCCUCGCCACGGAUCUUACCCCUUCUCCGCACCGGCACCUCCCUCGCGGCCGCCGCAGACCAUGCCCUCUCUAUGACGGUGGCUUGCUGAGCCCACCCUGCAUGCCAGAAGAGCGUCCUUGGUCGAUCCGAGGGCUUCUGGGGACUCCGGCCUCCGCCCGGUUUUUCCGUGUGUGUGUGUUCCUGUAGAACUUUCAAAACUGUUUCUCCAAAGGGUUUUGCAGAAACUCAGACUGUUUUCUAAAGCAGAAGCACCUCAGUCCCCGGCAGUAGUGAUGGGCAGCGUGCGAACCAACCGCUACAGCAUCGUGUCUUCGGAGGAGGACGGCAUGAAGCUGUCCACCAUGGCCGUGGCCAACGGCUUCGGCAAUGGCAAGGGCAAGGUCCACACCCGGCAGCAGUGCCGGAGCCGCUUCGUCAAGAAGGACGGGCACUGCAACGUGCAGUUCAUCAACGUGGGCGAGAAGGGGCAGCGCUACCUGGCCGACAUCUUCACCACGUGCGUGGACAUCCGCUGGAGGUGGAUGCUGGUGAUCUUUUGCCUGACUUUCAUCCUCUCCUGGCUUUUUUUUGGCUGUGUGUUUUGGUUGAUUGCGCUGUUGCACGGGGAUCUGGAGAACCAAGAGAACAGCAAGCCUUGCGUGUCUCAGGUGAGCAGCUUCACCGCAGCCUUCCUGUUCUCCAUCGAGACCCAGACCACGAUCGGCUACGGCUUCAGGUGCGUCACCGACGAGUGUCCCAUCGCCGUGUUCAUGGUGGUUUUCCAGUCCAUCGUGGGCUGCAUCAUCGAUGCCUUCAUCAUUGGUGCCGUCAUGGCAAAGAUGGCUAAGCCAAAAAAGAGGAACGAAACUCUGGUCUUCAGCCACAAUGCCGUGGUGGCCAUGAGGGACGGGAAGCUGUGCCUGAUGUGGCGCGUGGGGAACCUGAGGAAAAGCCACUUGGUGGAGGCGCACGUGCGGGCGCAGCUGCUGAAAUCCAGGAUCACGUCGGAAGGGGAGUACAUCCCCCUGGAUCAGAUCGACAUCAAUGUGGGCUUCGACAGCGGCAUCGACCGCAUCUUCCUGGUGUCCCCCAUUACAAUAGUGCACGAGAUCGACGAGGACAGCCCCCUGUACGACCUGAGCAAACAGGACAUGGACAAUGCUGACUUUGAGAUCGUGGUCAUCUUGGAGGGCAUGGUGGAGGCCACCGCCAUGACCACGCAGUGCCGCAGCUCGUAUCUGGCCAACGAGAUCCUCUGGGGCCACCGCUACGAGCCCGUGCUCUUCGAAGAGAAGAACUACUACAAGGUGGACUACUCGAGGUUCCACAAAACCUACGAAGUGCCCAACACACCCAUCUGCAGUGCCAGGGACUUAGCGGAGAAGAAAUACAUCCUCUCCAACGCCAACUCCUUCUGCUACGAGAACGAGGUGGCCCUCAGCAGCAAGGAGGAGGACGAGAUCGACACGGGGGUGCCCGAGAGCAUGAGCACGGACACGCACCCGGACAUGGAGCACCACAACCAGGCGGGGGUGCCCCUGGAGCCGCGGCCGCUGCGGCGGGAGUCGGAGAUAUGACUGGCAGGCUCUGCCUCUCCCGCGGGGCUGGAAGGACAAACGCCCACCGUGUCCGUCGGGCAAGGGCUCGUUGACCUGAGAAGCUGGCCCGGAAGAGUUUGCAGACAACGGUACUGUGGAAGAGUGCUGUGAAGGCAGCAGACCCGAGGAACCCAGGCUGGUUUUAGGGCUGUCCUCAGAGGAGGGACGACAGGAAAUGAACUCUAAACACAAAGCACUAAACAUGUCUAAGUAUGAACAGAAGGCACAUAUGUUGUAGAAUAAAUUAUGUAUAUAUUUUUUUACAAAACUUGAACUUGCAGGCAAGCUUUGGUUGGGUUAUUAUUAUUUUUUUGUUUUCAACUUUUUCCAGAAUGCUUCUCUCUAGGGAACAAGAAUGUUUUUAAUGGCAUAACAAAGGCAAGAAUCUGCCUUAUUAUUAUUAUUAUAAUUAUUUUUUAAAAAGCUGCUGCUAACUACAUGAACACAAAUGGUUAUUUUUGUUGCAGUGUAGUUUUUAUUUUCUCUUGUGUAAUUUAAAAAGAAAAAAAAAAAAGUCAGUGUUGAACUUUUUGGGUUGAAAAGCUCAUGAUCAGUUCAGAGAGGCCAAUGUUGCCCGAAAGUUUAAACUCCUUUUGAGGCCAGUAGUUGAUAGCUAGAAUCAAUUUCUCUCUUUCCAAUUACAUAAGGGGCAUUAUGUAAUAUCAGGCCAAUCAGUAGCCUCCAGCAAAAUUAUGAUUUUUUUGGGGGGAGAAUUUAAUUCUCUGUCUAAAGGAAAAAACGAGACAAAAGAUAUGUAUGCAUAGGAAAAAGUACUAAGUUCAAACUACCUAAGUGGAUACCAAAGAAAAUGCACAGUUUUGCACAGUGGAGUUUAUUUAAAAAAAAAAAAAAGAAAAAAAAAAGAAAAAAAAAAGGAACAGGCUGCUUUAAACAACAACAACAACAAAAAAAUCAAACCUCAGACACUUUUUUGGUUUUGACUUUUUUCUUCUUUUUUUUUUUUCCUUUUCUUUUUAAGACCUUUAUUUUGCACCUUAUUCUAAAGGCUUAAGGCUCGGAUCUAAAGCAAGCUGGGCCUUCUCCUCUUUCCCCCUGUUCUUCUGUGGGGGGAAUGAAAUCCCUCUUUUCUUGUAGGAGAAAGAAACCAGUUGGGGGAAGCAAACCAGCAUCACCUGCGUGUCCUCCCUGGCCUGCCCCAGCUCUGAGCAGAGGAGCUUUCCCUGAAACUGUGCCAUGGACACGUUGUGGAGCUGCUGGCUGAUGCCAGAGGCUGCUGGAGCUUGGCCACGGAUGAGCCAAGCAGCAGAGAAGUCCCCAGAAGAGUUUUUUUGAGGAGGAAGGAAGAGGAGGAAAGGGCCUUGGCAGCACAGCACUCAGGAGUGGCAGAGGGAUGUUUUGUGCGAAAUGCUUCUCUUCAGCAGGGCAGGGCUGUGAGGGAGGUGGAUUUCCACCUGGUGGAGAGAGGGAUUCCUUGGGGAGCACGAGGCUGCACAGGGAGCUCCAUCUCCUGCCUCCCUCCCUCCCCAGCAAACCCCACUCAGUGGGUGACACUCAUCCAUCGCUCGUCACCAAGCACAUUUGUCCCCUUCAGCAAAGCUCUGGUGGUGUUUUGGCUCCUUCACCUGGAAGGCUUGAAGUUCUCUGUGCCUCUAAGCUCGAGGAGACAGCAAAGCUGUGCUUGGCCCCUGCUCGUGGGGGCAGUGGGGAUGGCAAUCCCAGAUGACUCUUGCAGUAUUGGAUCACUGUAUGCCAUUAAAAAACAGCUUGUUCUA